AUGGAUCACUCGCAACUAGCCAAUCCUCGGCCCGACGCUGCUGGUAACUAUCCUUGCCCCAACGCUAAUGCUGCCGGUAACUAUCCUCGCCCCAACGCUAGUGGUAACUGGCCAAUGCCAGGAGGAGAUGGGUGGGACUUGUUACACGAUGAACACCAACCAGCUCUCGCCGCUUGUGCACCGCUUCAGUCUAGCACGCACCACAGGGCCCCAGGUGGAUUGCCAUUGCCCAUGAUGACAAGCCAAGGGGGAUUCCAAGGCCCCCCAGCUAACGAUAACACUACCGGUCAGACCGCAGGCCCCGGGCCGGCCUCAGGCACAUCAUACCAACACUCCAUGGCGCCCAGGCCCCCAAUGAAUCCCAAAACGCCCACCCACUCAUACCACGGCCAGCACCAACUAACCCACGCCCAAGCCCAUACCUCUAUAGCCGCCGUCACGACCGGCGUCACCUGA
This is a messenger RNA of Puccinia triticina, 456 nucleotides long. RefSeq lists its product as uncharacterized. The transcript has 2 exons. NCBI's taxonomy places the organism in Eukaryota, Fungi, Basidiomycota, Pucciniomycetes, Pucciniales, Pucciniaceae. The coding region runs from base 1 to 456 and encodes 151 amino acids. The record is from RefSeq and is a predicted model, not a curated record.